AUGCCGCAUGCUAGAGCCUUCGCCCCCCUCAAAGGAAAUCAGGUGUCGGAUCCUUACAGGCGCUGCCUUGACCGCACGACCGCUGAGGAUGUCCGAUGUGACUGCUAUGAUGAUCUCCGUGAGACGGUUCCGUGGGAUGACAUCGCCCUAUAUUAUAGAUGGUUGACUGUCAGUUCGACAAUUAUUGUCUAUUAUCUUCCAGAGCACGUCAUGCUUCAGUUUGGCUACCAGCAGACGAUACCUCGCCGCCCUUCUGACUCCGCUUCUAUCGCCAUGACCUGUCGGAAACUAGAUGAGGUCUUUGCAAACUGGGAGCAUCACAUGGUUCCUGACGAGGCUCGGGCGACCAAAGUAGUGGUAGAUUGGAGCUGCGUCGACGGGUACAUCACUUGGUAA
Vicia villosa (hairy vetch) is the source of this 396-nucleotide messenger RNA. RefSeq lists its product as uncharacterized. The record is from RefSeq and is a predicted model, not a curated record. The transcript has a single exon. Bases 1 to 396 code for a protein of 131 amino acids. Lineage: Eukaryota; Viridiplantae; Streptophyta; Magnoliopsida; Fabales; Fabaceae.